GAACCUUUUUUAUUGACGAGGUAUGUCAUCAUGUUUGAUAAUCGUUAGCGUUAUUAACAGCGGUGAGAGAAGCAGACUUGAGAUUUGCUUUUUCAAGAAACUAUGGGCCCAUGUCGCGCUGAUCCGAAACUUUAAUCCCAAUAGCUAUUAUGCACACAAGUCACCGCCGUUCACGUUAGCACUCCAAACCCUUGGCACGUAAACCUCCCGACACUUGCUCUCUUUCUCUCAUCUCCACGAUCUUCUCACUCUCUUGGUGAGCUUUUUCUUUCCCGGUCAAAAUUUCGACUAUAGAAGUUUCGUCCGUCGGUCUUUCUAACUGAAUCAAAUUUUCACAAGUAAUCUUUCGCGCGGCUCGUUUUAUAGAAACACGAUUCAGAAUGGGAAUUCAUUUUGUUGACAAGGCAGAUCUAUGGAAGAGUGCACUGUUGUUCAAUCUUAAACUUCGUGAUCGAUUUCGAAUCGCCGUCGAUGAUCACCGUGGUCGAGCUACGGUUUUCUCACCGGAUGGUUGCUUCUCUUCCACUAUCCACCGCUGGGUGACUCGAUUCCGGAACUUUCGCCGGGAGUCUCUCCCUUCUCCACCGGCUUUUUAUCGCAGACGAGUUUCUAAGGACUUAACGGCAGAAGAAGAGUCUGCUCUUUUCCGGAUGCUACAAACUGUGGCUGUUCCCCUUAUUGGAAAUGCUUGUCAUGUUUUCAUGAAUGGUUUUAACCGUGUUCAGGUAUAUGGUUUAGAGAAAUUGCAUGAUGCUUUACUCAACAGACCAAAGAACAAGCCUCUUGUAACGGUGAGCAAUCAUGUUGCAUCUGUGGAUGAUCCAUUUGUCAUUGCUUCAUUACUUCCACCUAAAUUUCUACUUGAUGCCCGUAAUUUGAGGUGGACGCUCUGUGCUACAGAUAGAUGCUUUAAAAACCCUGUAACUUCAGCUUUCUCUCGAUCUGUCAAAGUUUUGCCAAUUUCUCGUGGUGAAGGAAUUUAUCAGCAGGGAAUGGACAUUGCGAUUUCGAAAUUGAACAACGGAGGGUGGGUUCACAUCUUUCCAGAAGGCAGUCGCUCCCGGGAUGGUGGAAAGACUAUGGGCUCAGCGAAGAGGGGUAUCGGAAGGUUGAUUUUGGACGCAGAUACUCUCCCUAUGGUUGUUCCUUUUGUGCAUACUGGUAUGCAGGAUAUAAUGCCAGUUGGAGCUAGUGUUCCACGGAUUGGCAAGACAGUGACAGUGAUCAUUGGAGACCCUAUUCAUUUUAAUGACAUUCUCAGCACUGAAGGAGCCCAACACGUCUCAAGGAAACACCUGUAUGACGCCGUUUCGUCCAGAAUUGGACAAAGACUGUACGAUUUAAAAGCACAAGUUGAUAGAGUAUAUAUAGAACAACAAUCUAUGAUGUCACACAAUGCCAAAACACCCUCGGACCGUGCUGCUGAGAUCUUUCAUAGAGUCGAUUGGGACUCAUUUGGGAUGGGAGCACAAUUUUCAGAAGAAUCAUCACCCAGUAGUAAACCGAUUGGCCAAAGCGAUGAUCGCAUUGUCAGAUCUCCCAAAAGGAGAGUCUCACCCGAAGGAGGGGUCAGCUUGAAGAUUAAGAAGCUCAUGGACUCAACCGAGAUGAUGGGGUUUGCGGCUAGAGGGUUACUAAUGAACGAGUACAAGAGUCGGGUUGAAUCUGCCAAUGUUGGUAGGCCUUUAAAGGCUUGGAGAGAGUAUUUUAUGAACCGUGGAUUAUAACUUGCAAGUUAAACUCCCGUUAGGAAUAUUAGUUUAGUAAUGAGGUUUAAGUCCCACAGGCCACAACAAAUGGACAUGUUUUUACUUGUCUAAUAUAGAUUUAGCUAGAUUUUUUUUUUCGAUCACACAUGAACUCUUAUCUAUCUCGUUGUUGUUGUUGUAAAUUAGCUUUUAAUAAAAUCCCAGUUUCUCGAACCUUUUUAAUCACAGCAAAUACUACAUUAAAGAUUAGAUUUGGUGUGUUUUGCUAAAGAUAAUGCCUUUCAUGCG
This is a messenger RNA of Arabidopsis thaliana (thale cress), 1997 nucleotides long. RefSeq names its product Phospholipid/glycerol acyltransferase family protein. Gene Ontology annotation, cellular component: mitochondrial outer membrane; mitochondrial inner membrane. The record is from RefSeq and is marked reviewed. Gene Ontology annotation, biological process: phospholipid metabolic process. Lineage: Eukaryota; Viridiplantae; Streptophyta; Magnoliopsida; Brassicales; Brassicaceae. The transcript is spliced from 7 exons. The coding region runs from base 381 to 1727 and encodes 448 amino acids. Gene Ontology annotation, molecular function: acyltransferase activity.